AUGAUCGCUGACAUCUUCCCACUACCAACCCGCAAGAAGCUUGGUGGACCCUUUCUAGACGCUGAUGUUUGGCAGAACAUUUCUCGCGCUCACUUGCUUGGUUGCCAAUUGGUUCUUUUUGGUUGUGGUAUGACAUACGCUUUGCUUCCUACGGGACCCAGGCAUGACGCUAUCGCAAUUGCGGAACAAAUGGAAUGUAUGAUGGAAAAGAUGCAGAAUGAUGGUUGGAUAAUUGGUGGCGUUGUUACCGAUAAUGCCGGACAAUGCGCGCGGGCACGACGAAUUUUAAGUCUACGAUUUUUCUGA
Molecule: messenger RNA, 306 nt
Organism: Phytophthora infestans T30-4
Lineage: Eukaryota; Oomycota; Peronosporomycetes; Peronosporales; Peronosporaceae
Exons: 3
Coding region: 1-306 (101 amino acids)
Source: RefSeq, a predicted model, not a curated record